Molecule: messenger RNA, 2917 nt
Organism: Saimiri boliviensis boliviensis (Bolivian squirrel monkey)
Lineage: Eukaryota; Metazoa; Chordata; Mammalia; Primates; Cebidae
Gene: UAP1L1
Product: UDP-N-acetylglucosamine pyrophosphorylase 1 like 1
Biological process (GO): UDP-N-acetylglucosamine biosynthetic process
Molecular function (GO): UDP-N-acetylglucosamine diphosphorylase activity
Source: RefSeq, a predicted model, not a curated record
ACCCUCCCAGCAGCUCAGCCACAGCCCAGGCCUCUUCAAUGCACCCUGGCGGGUGGUCUCUGCCCCAGGAGGCCUCCACCCGCGUCUCAGUUCACGCAGAGGUGGCCGCGACACUCAGGUUCGAAGCCUGUGCUGGGACAGAACUUAGCUUUCCCCUGCGGGGCGCCCCGGGACCCCUUCCUCCCUUAGCUCCGUGGUCAGUUCCUCCGCCCACUCCUGAGGGUCCUGGGAUCCCUCGGGGCGGGGCGCGGGGUGGACGGGGCGGGACGGGCUCGGGGCCUGGAGCAGGGCAGGAACGGGGACGGCAGCUCGAGGGACGAGGCCAGGGCGAGACACCGGAGCGGGUCCGGGGAACGGAGAGGGACGGGGGACCGGCUGGAGCGAGGGGGCUGGGCCCGGACUCCAGUCUCGGACGCGGGGGGCUGGGGGGCGUGAACAGGGCGGAGUCAGAGAGAACCGGGACAGAGUCCGGGGCCCCCGGCGGGGGUGGGCGGGCUUCGGGGCCGGGCGCGGGGCGGGGUCAAGGCGGGGCGCCCCGGACCCGCCCCGAGUGGGGUCUGCACCCCCCGCCGGGUCCCGUGACGCUGGUCAGUGGCGCGAGUCACGAGAGCCGACUGGACCGACGGCGGCAGCGACAUGGCCUCGGAGCGAGACGUGCGCGCCCGGCUGCAGCGCGCUGGCCAGGAGCACCUCCUGCGCUUCUGGGCCGAGCUGGCGCCCGAGCCGCGAGCCGCGCUGCUGGCGGAGCUGGCGCCCCUGGAGCCCGACGCACUGCGCGAGCACUGCCGGAGGGCGGCCGAGGCCUGUGCGCGUCCCCCCGGCCCGCCGCCUGGCCUGGCGGCGCGCCUGCGGCCCCUGCCCCCCGAGCGCCUGGGCAGCGCCAGCCGCAGCGACCCCAAGACGCGGGGGCGCUGGGAGGAGGAAGGUUUCCGCCAGAUCGCCUUGAACAAGGUGGCCGUCCUGCUGCUGGCGGGCGGGCAGGGCACUCGCCUGGGCGUGACCUACCCCAAGGGCAUGUACCGCGUGGGGCUGCCCAGCCGGAAGACCCUGUACCAGCUGCAGGCGGAGCGGAUUCGGCGGGUGGAGCAGCUGGCGGGUACGUCAUGACCAGCGAGUUCACCCUGGGGCCCACCGCAGAGUUCUUCAGGGAACACAACUUCUUCCACCUGGACCCGGCCAACGUGGUCAUGUUUGAGCAGCGCCUGCUGCCUGCCGUGACCUUUGAUGGCAAAGUUAUCCUGGAGCGCAAGGACAAAGUUGCCAUGGCCCCAGACGGCAACGGGGGCCUUUACUGCGCGCUGGAGGACCACAAGAUCCUGGAGGACAUGGAGCGCCGGGGAGUGGAGUUUGUGCACGUGUACUGUGUGGACAACAUCCUGGUGCGGCUGGCAGACCCCGUCUUCAUCGGCUUCUGCGUGCUGCAGGGUGCGGACUGUGGGGCCAAGGUGGUGGAAAAGGCCUACCCCGAGGAGCCGGUGGGCGUGGUGUGCCAGGUGGACGGCGUCCCCCAGGUGGUGGAGUACAGCGAGAUCAGUCCUGAGACCGCACAGCUGCGUGCCUCCGACGGAGGCCUGCUCUAUAACGCAGGCAACAUUUGCAACCACUUCUUCACCCGCGGCUUCCUUCAGGCCGUCACCAGGAAGUUUGAGCCUUUGCUGAAGCCACACGUGGCUGUGAAGAAGGUCCCGUACGUGGACGAGGAGGGGAAUUUGGUAAAGCCGCUGAAACCGAACGGGAUAAAGAUGGAGAAGUUCGUGUUUGAUGUGUUCCCGUUUGCUGAGAACUUCGUUGCCUUUGAAGUGUUACGGGAGGAGGAGUUUUCCCCGCUGAAGAACGCAGACUUGGCCGACAGGGACAGCCCCUGUACUGCCCGCCGGGCCCUGCUCGCCCAGCACUAUCGGUGGGCCCUGCGGGCUGGGGCCCACUUCCUGGAUGCACAUGGGGCCUGGCUCCCAGAGCUUCCCUGCUCACCCCCAAAUGGAGACCCUCCAGCCAUCUGUGAGAUAUCGCCCUUGGUGUCUUACUCUGGAGAGGGUUUAGAAGCGUACCUGCAAGGCCGGGAGUUCCAGUCCCCGCUCAUCUUGGAUGAGGACCAGGCCAGGGGGCUGCAGCAGCAAGAGCCCUGACCCUGCCAGGCCUGCCAACACCGGGUCCUGGAGCUGGGGCUACGGCCCCAGCCUGGGCUCUGGUGGGACAGCAGGCUGCCACGUGCUUCCAGCCUGCAGAACACAGGAUGAAACAUCCUGGGCCCCUCCACGAGGGCAGGCCCUCGCCUACUGCCUCUGGACACCAGUGGUGCCCCUGCUAGGGCUCUGUGGCUCCAUUCCCAGCUGUGGGGUCCAGCCGAGAGGCAGAGGGACUUGGGACCUGGGAGAAUGGGGCUGAGAGGAGGCUUUGGGUUGGGGCCCGAGGGAGGUGUGGUGUCGUUUGCGAAGAACAGGAGGACAUGUCCUUCUGGGAGCCAGCCCUGUGGAUCCCCGCACCCAGCCGAGCACUAGAAGCCGCAUAAGCUACGCUGGACGUGCUUCUGCAGCCUACAGAUGUGGAACCAGAGCGAGGACGACUCCACCCACCCAAGGGCUGCCCCUCCUCCUCAGCAGCUGAACCAGUAAUGGGGGCGAGGCUGGGGUGUCCUGCUCACACACCCGGGUGCCCAGCAAGGCCAGAGAAAGGGCCUGAUGUCCGUGAUCCAGGCGGCUCUGAGAAGCUUAGCCUGGACACCUGAGCCUGCAGCCAGCACUCCUGCCUUCUCCUCAUUAUCCCCAAGGCCACCGCCUCGCAGCCUCAUCCACCGUCACUUUAGGCCGAUGAGUUUUCUGUGCUUCCCCAAGAACCAGUGGGAUCACGCCGGUGGCCUCCAUGAUGGCUGUUGACUGAUCCGGGAUGUCAUGAGUCGGAGGCACCAGCCCUCACCUCA